This is a messenger RNA of Brienomyrus brachyistius, 7861 nucleotides long. RefSeq names its product myosin-7-like. The coding region runs from base 16 to 5835 and encodes 1939 amino acids. Gene Ontology annotation, molecular function: ATP binding; cytoskeletal motor activity; actin filament binding. NCBI's taxonomy places the organism in Eukaryota, Metazoa, Chordata, Actinopteri, Osteoglossiformes, Mormyridae. The transcript has 37 exons. Gene Ontology annotation, cellular component: myosin complex. The record is from RefSeq and is a predicted model, not a curated record.
GAAAAAUAAAAAACAAUGGGAGAUGCACAAAUGGAAGAGUUUGGGGCUGCCGCCCCGUACCUGCGGAAAUCAGACAAGGAACGUCUGGAGGCACAGACUCGCCCAUUUGACAUAAAGAAGGAGUGUUUCGUAGCGGACCCUGAAGUGGAGUAUGUCAAGGGGUCCGUCAUCAGCCGAGAUGGAGACAAAGUCACGGUCGAAACUGAGUUUGGGAAGACCGUUACUGCGAAAGAAGCAGACGUCCACCCCCAGAACCCGCCAAAGUUUGAUAAAAUUGAAGACAUGGCGAUGUUCACCUUCCUUCAUGAACCCGCUGUGCUGUUUAACCUCAAAGAGCGUUACGCAGCCUGGAUGAUCUAUACCUACUCUGGGCUGUUCUGUGUCACUGUCAAUCCCUACAAGUGGCUGCCAGUCUACAACCAGGAAGUUGUCAAAGCUUACAGAGGCAAGAAGAGAAGUGAAGCUCCUCCACAUAUUUUCUCCAUCUCUGAUAAUGCCUACCAGUACAUGCUAUCAGACAGAGAAAACCAGUCUAUCCUGAUCACAGGAGAAUCUGGUGCAGGGAAGACUGUGAACACAAAGAGAGUCAUUCAGUACUUUGCCAGCAUCGCAGCUGUGCCAGGAAAGAAGGAUGCAGCUCAGGAGAAGAAGGGGACCCUAGAAGAUCAGAUCAUCCAGUGCAAUCCAGCCCUGGAGGCCUUUGGUAAUGCCAAGACCAUCAGGAAUGACAACUCCUCCAGAUUUGGCAAAUUCAUUAGAAUUCACUUUGCAGCCAGUGGAAAGUUGGCUUCUGCUGACAUUGAGACAUAUCUUCUGGAGAAGUCUCGUGUAACCUACCAGCUAAAGGCUGAGAGAGACUAUCACAUCUUCUACCAGAUCCUUUCCCAGAGAAAACCAGAGCUGCUCGAAAUGCUGCUUAUUACCAACAACCCCUAUGACUACGCCUACAUCUCCCAAGGAGAGACCACUGUAGCCUCCAUUAAUGAUGGUGAUGAACUUUGUGCCACUGAUGAAGCUUUUGAUGUGCUGGGCUUCACUCAGGAGGAGAAGAAUAGCAUUUACAAGCUAAUUGGUGCCAUCAUGCACUUUGGCAACAUGAAGUUCAAGCAGAAGCAGCGUGAGGAACAGGCAGAAGCCGAUGGUACUGAAGAUGCUGACAAGGUUGCCUAUCUGAUGGGCCUGAAUUCUGCUGAUCUUAUCAAGGGUCUGUGUCAUCCAAGGGUCAAAGUAGGCAAUGAGUGGGUCACCAAAGGGCAGAAUGUCCAGCAGGUAUAUUAUGCUAUUGGUGCUCUGGCUAAGUCAGUAUACGAGAAGAUGUUCCUCUGGAUGGUGGUGAGAAUCAACCAAUCCCUUGACACCAAGCAACCUCGCCAAUAUUUCAUUGGUGUGUUGGACAUAGCUGGCUUUGAGAUCUUUGAUUUCAACACCUUUGAGCAGCUCUGCAUCAAUUUUACUAAUGAGAAGUUGCAGCAGUUCUUCAACCACCACAUGUUUGUGCUGGAGCAGGAAGAAUACAAGAAAGAAGGGAUUGAGUGGGAGUUCAUUGACUUUGGCAUGGACCUGCAGGCCUGUAUUGACCUCAUUGAGAAGCCCAUGGGCAUCAUGUCCAUCCUUGAAGAGGAGUGCAUGUUCCCUAAGGCUAGUGAUGCUACCUUCAAAGCUAAACUGUAUGACAACCAUCUGGGAAAAUCAAACAACUUCCAGAAGCCCAGGAUUGUUAAAGGGAAACCAGAGGCCCAUUUCUCCCUGGUUCACUAUGCUGGCACUGUAGACUACAACAUCAACAACUGGCUGGUGAAGAACAAGGACCCUUUGAAUGAGACGGUUGUGGGAUUGUUUCAGAAGUCGACAAUGAAACUGCUGGCUAACUUGUUUGCCGGGUAUGCUGGUGCUGACUCAGUCCAAGAUGGCGGCAAAGGAGGAAAGGGAGGUGGAAAAAAGAAGGGCUCAUCCUUCCAGACUGUGUCUGCUCUACACAGGGAGAACUUGAAUAAGCUGAUGACCAACCUGAGAUCGACUCACCCUCACUUUGUCCGCUGCAUCAUCCCCAAUGAGACCAAGACUCCAGGAGCCAUGGAGAACCCUCUGGUCAUGCACCAGCUGCGCUGUAACGGUGUGCUGGAAGGCAUCAGGAUCUGCCGAAAGGGCUUCCCAAAUAGGAUCCUCUACGGGGAUUUCAAGCAAAGAUACCGCAUCCUCAACCCUGCUGCUAUUCCAGAAGGGCAGUUCAUUGACAGCAGGAAAGGAGCUGAAAAACUGUUGGGCUCUUUGGAUAUUGACCACAACCAGUACAAAUUUGGGCACACUAAGGUGUUCUUCAAGGCUGGAUUACUGGGUACACUGGAGGAGAUGAGAGACGAUCGUUUAGCUCUCAUCAUCACAGGAAUACAGUCCAGGGCCCGAGGCCUUCUCUCAAGAAUUGAGUUCCAGAAGAUAGUGGAACGCAGGGAUGCCUUGCUUGUGAUCCAGUGGAAUGUACGAGCCUUCAUGGGUGUAAAGAAUUGGCCCUGGAUGAAGCUGUAUUUCAAGAUCAAACCUUUGCUGAGGUCUGCUGAGGCCGAGAAAGAGAUGGCCAACAUGAAGGAGGAGUUCCUCAAACUCAAAGAAGCAUAUGCAAAAUCUGAGGCUCGCAGGAAGGAGCUUGAAGAGAAGAUGGUCUCUCUUCUCCAAGAGAAGAAUGAUUUGCAAUUGCAAGUUCAAGCUGAGCAAGAUAAUCUCUCAGAUGCUGAGGAGCGGUGUGAAGGGCUAAUCAAGAACAAGAUCCAACUGGAGGCCAAAGUCAAAGAGCUGACAGAAAGAUUGGAGGAUGAGGAGGAGAUGAAUUCAGAACUGACUGCCAAGAAGAGGAAGCUAGAGGAUGAGUGUUCUGAGUUGAAGAAGGACAUUGAUGAUCUGGAGCUCACUCUGGCUAAAGUGGAGAAGGAGAAGCAUGCUACUGAGAACAAGGUGAAGAACCUGACUGAAGAAAUGGCAGCUCUGGAUGAAAUCAUUGCUAAGCUGACCAAGGAGAAGAAGGCUCUGCAGGAGGCUCACCAGCAAACGCUGGAUGACCUCCAGAGUGAGGAGGACAAAGUGAACACCCUCACUAAAGCCAAGGCUAAACUGGAACAGCAAGUUGACGAUCUUGAGGGCUCCCUGGAACAGGAAAAGAAGGUUCGCAUGGACCUUGAGAGAGCCAAGAGGAAGCUGGAGGGUGACUUGAAAUUAACCCAGGAAAACGUAAUGGACCUGGAGAAUGACAAGCAGCAGCUCGAGGAGAGACUGAAGAAGAAAGAUUUUGAGAUUAGUCAAUUAAAUAGUAAGAUUGAAGAUGAACAGGCAAUGGGUGCUCAGCUCCAGAAGAAACUGAAGGAGCUGCAGGCCCGCAUUGAGGAACUAGAGGAAGAGCUGGAGGCUGAGAGGGCUGCUCGUGCCAAGGUGGAGAAGCAGAGGGCAGACUUGUCCAGGGAGCUGGAGGAGAUCAGUGAGAGGCUGGAGGAGGCUGGUGGAGCCACUGCAGCCCAGAUUGAGAUGAACAAGAAGAGGGAGGCAGAGUUCCAGAAACUGCGCCGAGACCUCGAAGAGGCCACACUGCAGCAUGAGGCAACUGCUGCCACUCUGAGAAAGAAGCAUGCUGACAGUGUAGCUGACCUGGGUGAGCAGAUUGACAAUCUGCAAAGGGUGAAGCAGAAGCUUGAGAAGGAGAAAAGUGAGCUCAGACUGGAGCUGGAUGAUGUGGUCUCCAACAUGGAGCAGAUUGCCAAAUCUAAGACAAAUUUGGAAAAGAUGUGUAGGACAUUAGAAGAUCAAAUGAGUGAAUAUCGAAUAAAAUUUGAGGAGGCCCAGCGGAGCGUGAAUGACUUCACCAUGCAAAGAGCCAAGCUCUUAACUGAAAAUGGGGAGCUCGCCAGACAACUGGAAGAGAAGGACUCCCUGGUCUCUCAGCUGAGCAGAGGAAAGCAGUCCUACACCCAGCAGAUUGAGGAUCUCAAAAGACAACUUGAGGAGGAAGUCAAGGCUAAGAACGCUCUGGCCCACGCGGUGCAGUCUGCUCGCCAUGACUCUGACCUGUUGAGGGAGCAGUAUGAGGAGGAACAGGAGGCCAAAGCUGAGCUGCAGCGCAGCCUCUCCAAGGCCAACUCUGAGGUGGCUCAGUGGAGAACGAAAUAUGAGACCGACGCCAUUCAGAGGACUGAGGAGCUGGAGGAUGCAAAGAAGAAACUGGCUCAACGUCUGCAGGAUGCAGAAGAGGCUGUAGAAGCUGUGAACGCCAAAUGCUCCUCCCUAGAGAAGACCAAACACAGACUGCAGAAUGAGAUUGAAGAUCUCAUGGUGGACGUGGAGAGGUCCAAUGCAGCUGCUGCUGCUCUUGACAAGAAGCAAAGAAAUUUUGAUAAGGUUCUGGCUGAGUGGAAGCAGAAAUAUGAGGAGUCCCAGAGUGAACUGGAGAGCUCCCAGAAGGAGGCCAGAUCCUUGAGUACUGAACUCUUCAAACUGAAGAACUCAUAUGAGGAGUCCUUGGACCAUCUAGAGACGAUGAAGAGGGAGAACAAAAAUCUUCAAGAGGAAAUUUCUGACCUGACUGAACAGCUUGGUGAGGGAGGAAAGAGCAUCCAUGAACUUGAGAAAAUAAGGAAGCAGCUGGAGCAGGAGAAGAGUGAGAUCCAAGCUGCUUUGGAAGAAGCAGAGGGUUCCCUAGAACAUGAGGAGGGUAAAAUCUUAAGAGCCCAGCUAGAGUUCAACCAGGUGAAGGCUGACAUUGAACGCAAACUAGCUGAAAAGGAUGAGGAGAUGGAGCAAGCCAAGAGGAACCAGCAGAGAGUGGUGGACACCCUACAGACCUCUCUGGAAGCUGAGACUCGUAGCAGGAAUGAAGCCCUCAGGCUGAAGAAGAAGAUGGAGGGAGAUCUUAAUGAGAUGGAGAUCCAGCUCAGCCAGGCUAACAGGCAGGCUGCAGAGGCUCAGAAGCAGCUCAAAGGUCUCCAUUCACAUCUUAAGGACGCCCAGUUGCAGCUGGAUGACUCUCUCCGUGCCAAUGAUGACCUAAAGGAGAACAUUGCCAUCGUGGAGAGACGUAACAAUCUGCUGCAGGCAGAGCUGGAUGAGCUGAGGUCACUGGUGGAGCAGACUGAGAGAGGACGCAAGCUGGCGGAGCAGGAACUGCUGGAUGUCAGCGAGAGGGUGCAACUGCUGCACUCACAGAAUACCAGCCUGCUCAAUCAGAAGAAGAAGCUGGAGGGUGAUAUAUCCCAGCUUCAGACUGAAGUAGAAGAAGCAGUUCAAGAGUGCAGGAAUGCAGAGGAGAAAGCCAAGAAGGCCAUCACUGACGCUGCCAUGAUGGCAGAGGAGCUGAAGAAAGAGCAGGACACCAGCGCUCAUCUAGAGCGCAUGAAGAAGAACAUGGAGCAGACCAUCAAAGAUCUGCAGCACCGCUUGGAUGAAGCUGAGCAGAUCGCCAUGAAGGGAGGCAAGAAACAGGUUCAGAAGCUGGAGGCUCGGGUGAGAGAGCUGGAGAAUGAGGUCGAAAUGGAGCAGAGAAAGGGCAGUGAUUCCGUGAAGGGAAUCCGUAAAUAUGAGCGACGUAUCAAAGAACUCACCUAUCAGACAGAAGAGGACCGUAAGAAUCUGGCCCGUCUGCAGGACCUUGUGGACAAACUGCAGCUGAAGGUCAAAUCCUACAAGAGAACCGCUGAGGAGGCUGAGGAACAAGCCAACACUAAUCUGGGCAAGUUCCGGAAGCUUCAGCAUGAGCUGGAUGAGGCUGAGGAGAGAGCCGACAUCGCGGAGUCUCAGGUCAACAAACUGCGAGCCAAAAGCCGUGAUGUUGGCUCAAAGAAAGGGCAUGAUGAGGAGUGAAGUAGUCUGCCAGGACUUCCUGAAAACCCACCUUUAUUUUGUUUGAUUUUUUCUAAGAGUGAGAUACAGUCGUGUUCAGAAUAAUAGCAGUCUGUAUAAAAAGUGAAUACAGCCCAAAGUCCUUAUAAUAGCUUUUAUUUCUAUACACGUAAAUUCAUUGGGAACACUGUACAUUCAAUUCCUAAUCAAAACAUGAAGAAAAAUGAUCAAAUUUGUGUUAAUCCUUUAGAAAAAUUUAAGAAAAAGGAAUAUCAGGCUGUUCAAAAAAAAUAGCAGUGUCUGCAUUCUUCUUUACAAACUCAAACAUUCACUGUGUAAACUGAAAAAAUGAUUUAGCUUCCCUUUGAAUCACAGAACUAAUAUUUAGUUGUAUAACCAUGGUUUCUGAGAACUGCUGCACAUCUGUCUUGCAUGGAGUUGACCAACUUCUGGUAUCUGUGAACAGGUAUUCCUGCCCAGGAUGAUCCAUAAUUUUUCAGUAUUUCUUGGUUUUGCCUUAGACACAGCAUUUUUGAUGUCACCCCACAAGUUUUCUAUUGGAUUAAGGUCCGGGGAUAGGGCUGGUCACUCCAUAACAUCAAUCUUGUUGGUCUGGAACCAAGAUGUUGGUCUUUUACAAGUGUGUUUGGGGUCGUUUUCUUGCUGAAACACCCAUUUCAAGGGCAUGUCCUCUUCGACAUACGGCACCAUGACCUCUUCAAGUAUUUUAAAUUGCUCAAAUUGAUCCAUGAUCCCUGGUAUGCGAUAAAUAGGCCCGACACCGUAGUAUGAGAAACAUCCCCAUUUCAUGAUGCUUGCGCCACCAUGCUUCACUGUCUUCACAGUGUACUGUGGCUUGAAUUCAGUGUUUGGGGAACGUUUGACAAACUGUCUGCAACCCCUAGACCCAAAAAGAACAAUCUUGCUUUCAUCAGUCCCACAAAAUGUUGUGCCAUUUCUCCUUAGGCCAGUAGAUGUGUUCUUUGGCAAAUCGUAACCUCUUCAGCAAGUGUCUUUCUUUCAGCAAUGGGACUUUGCGAGGGCUUCUUGCCAGUAGCUUGGCUUCACAUAUGCCUUUUCUAAUUGUCACAGUGUUCACAGAUAACUUUAGAUCUUCUUUGAUCUUCCUGGAGCUGAUCAUUGGCUGAGUCUUUGCCAUCUUGGCUAUUCUUCGAUCCAUUGGAUUGGUAGUUUUCCGUUUUCUUCCACGGCUUUCAGGUUUUGGUUGCCAUUUUAAAGCAUUAGAGAUCAUUUUAGCUGAACAGCCUAUCAAUUUCUCCUUUAUAUGUUUUCCCCUCUCCAAUCAACUUUUUAAUCAAAGUACGCUGCUCUUCUGAACAAUGUCUGGUACGACCCAUUUUACUAUGAUUUUCUGAGAGAAAUGCACUAUAACCAGCAUGUACAACAUUUGCUGCCUUCCUUCCUUAAAUAAGGGCUGUAAUUGACAGCUGUUUUUUCGCAGAUUGAAUUAUCUUACUAAUUAAACUUCACACUGCUAUUAAUUUGAACACGCCCCUUUCAAUUAAUGGUUCGAUUACACAGAACCAGCAGCAUGCAUGUCAUGUCUAUUGGUUUUCUAUUAUUCUACGACACCUACUAGCAAAUUAUUUGCCAUGUAGAAAAAGGUAGAAAAUGAAUUUCUACCAAAACCAGUGAUGGAUCAGGUUAGUGAUGUCGGACUGCUAUUAUUCUGAACACAACUGUACAUGUAUCUUUUCUCCAGAAACAAGGUAGGACUGACUCAGAGUUCUUCAUCAUGUUGUCCAUGCAGACACAGAUGGAAAUGCAACAUGCAUAUCUUAGGGUUCAGCGGUCUUGUUGCGUAGUCUCUGUGAGUGUAAUUGUUCAGUGACGUGGGCCAGUCACUAAGCUCACAGCCUUGCUCUGUUAUUUUCACAUACAUUCAGACAAUGAGGGAACCUCACAAUAAGCUAAAGUGUAACCUGCCUUUUACUUCGUAAAGUCAUUUGCAUAUUUUGAAACCUUUUCACUUUGGAAGAAAUUUUAUGUCAUAAAAUGAACUAACCAUGUAUUCUAAGUUCCUGCC